GAGGGCUGAGGACAGGUACUGGAGAGUCAUGCCAGCGAGUCCUGGGCCCCUCCUGAUGUCCGGAGAGGCAGGGGUGCUUCGCAUCUGCCAGAUCACCAGGCCGGCCCCACCCCAGAGCCCUCUGCGCCGGGCCGCCUCCUCCUGGCCAGUCCGCCCUUAACCCCAGAGGGAGACUGCAGCCAGGAGCCUCUUCCAGGACUCAGGGCUGUGAACUGUGACGGGUUCCUCUAGUUCCAGCGGCAUCCUGGGCACGUGCACGGCGACCAGGAGAUCUCUGGGGCCUCCCCUGUUCUGCCACCCUCACUGCCGUCCUUAGGUCAGCAGCCUGGCCUGCACCUUGAACUCCAUGCCCGCCGCUUCCGGAACGUGGUGCCUCUGUGGUCUGGGUAGCGCGGGGUCUCCCUGAGCUAAUUCAGACCAUCUCCGUCUCCAGCAGUGCUGAGCGUCCCUCUGGUGAAAGGAUGGCAGUGCUCAGGCAGCUGGCACUCCUGCUGUGGAAGAACUACACUUUGCAGAAGCGGAAAGUCCUGGUGACGGUCUUGGAACUCCUCCUGCCCUUGCUGUUUUCUGGGAUCCUGAUUUGGCUUCGCUUGAAGAUCCAGUCGGAGAAUGUCCCCAAGGCCACCAUAUACCCCGGCCAGUCCAUCCAGGAGCUGCCCCUGUUCUUCAACUUCCCUCUUCCAGGAGAUACCUGGGAGCUCGCCUACAUCCCGUCACGGAGCGACGCCGUGAGGACCAUCACGGAGACGGCAAGGAGAGCGCUGGUGAUCAACAUGAGAGUUCGCGGCUUUGCCUCGGAGAGGGACUUUGAGGAUUACGUCAGGUAUGACAACCGCUCCUCCAACGUGCUUGCUGCCGUGGUGUUCGAGCACACCUUCAACCACAGCAAGGACCCCCUGCCGCUGGCGGUGAGAUAUCACUUACGGUUCAGUUACACGCGAAGAAAUUACAUGUGGACACAAACAGGCUCCUUUUUCCUGAAAGAGACAGAAGGAUGGCACACCACUUCCCUUUUUCCACUUUUCCCAAAUCCAGGACCGAGGGAACCUGCGUCCCCUGAUGGGGGAGAACCUGGGUACAUCCGAGAAGGCUUCCUGGCCGUGCAGCAUGCCGUGGACAGAGCCAUCAUGCAGUACCACGCAAACGCCUCCACGCACCAGCUGUUCGAGAAGCUCACUGUGAUCGCCAAGAGGUUCCCAUACCCUCCUUUCAUUUCGGACCCCUUUCUCGUCGCCAUCCAGUACCAGCUGCCCCUGCUCCUCAUGCUAAGUUUCACGUACACCUCCCUCACCAUCAUCCGGGCUGUCGUGCAGGAAAAGGAGAGGAAACUGAAGGAAUACAUGCGCAUGAUGGGGCUUAGCAGCUGGCUGCACUGGACCGCAUGGUUCCUGCUCUUCUUCCUCUUCCUCCUCAUCGCCGUCUCCUUCAUGACCCUGCUCUUCUGCGUCAAGGUGAAGAAGGACGUGGCAGUGCUCACGCACAGUGACCCCUCGCUGGUGCUGGUCUUCCUGGCCUGCUUUGCCAUCUCCUCCAUCUCCUUCAGCUUCAUGGUCAGCACCUUCUUCAGCAAAGCCAACAUGGCAGCAGCUGUCGGGGGCUUCCUGUACUUUUUCACAUACAUCCCCUACUUCUUCGUUGCUCCUCGAUACAACUGGAUGACUCUUAGCCAGAAGCUCUUCUCCUGUCUCUUGUCUAAUGUCGCCAUGGCGAUGGGAGCCCAGCUCAUAGGAAAAUUUGAAGCGAAAGGCACAGGUGUCCAGUGGCGAGACCUCCUGAGUCCUGUCAACGUGGACGACAACUUCACCUUUGGCCAAGUGCUGGGCAUGCUGCUGCUGGACUCCGUCCUCUAUGGCCUGGUGACCUGGUACAUAGAGGCCGUCUUCCCGGGGCAGUUUGGUGUGCCCCAGCCCUGGUACUUCUUUAUCAUGCCCUCGUAUUGGUGCGGGCGCCCGAGGACAGUUUUAGGGAAAGAGGAAGAAGACGAUGACCCUGAGAAAGCGCUCAGGACAGAGUUCUUUGAAGCUGAGCCAGAGGACUUGGUGGCUGGGAUCAAGAUCAAGCAUGUGUCCAAGGUGUUCAGAGUGGGGAACAAGGGCAAGACGGCCGUCAGAGACCUGAAUCUGAACCUGUACGAGGGGCAGAUCACCGUCCUACUGGGCCACAAUGGUGCGGGGAAGACUACCACUCUAUCCAUGCUCACAGGUCUCUUCCCCCCAACCAGUGGGCGGGCGUAUAUCAACGGGUAUGAAAUUUCACAAGACAUGGUUCAGAUCCGGAGGAGCCUGGGCCUGUGCCCACAGCAUGACGUCCUGUUUGACAACCUGACAGUCGCAGAACACCUGUACUUCUACGCUCAGCUGAAAGGCUUGUCGCGCCACAAGUGCCCUGAGGAAGUCAAACAGAUGCUGCACAUCCUCAGUCUGGAGGACAAGCGGGAUGCCCGGUGCAGGUUCCUGAGCGGAGGGAUGAAGCGCAAGCUGUCCAUCGGCAUCGCCCUCAUCGCAGGCUCCAAGGUGCUGAUGCUGGAUGAGCCCACCUCGGGCAUGGAUGCCAUCUCCAGGAGGGCCAUCUGGGACCUUCUUCAGCAGCAGAAAAGUGACCGCACCAUCCUGCUGACCACCCACUUCAUGGACGAGGCUGACCUGCUGGGGGACCGCAUCGCCAUCAUGGCCAAGGGGGAGCUGCAAUGCUGCGGGUCAUCGCUGUUCCUCAAACAGAAAUACGGCGCAGGCUACCACAUGACGCUGGUGAAAGAGCCUCACUGCAACCCUGAGGGCAUCUCCCGGCUGGUCCGCCACCACGUCCCCAACGCCACCCUGGAGAGCAGCGCUGGAGCAGAGCUGUCAUUCGUUCUUCCCAAGGAGAGCACGCACAGGUUUGAAAGUCUUUUUGCAAAACUGGAAAAGAAGCAGAAGGAGCUGGGCAUUGCCAGCUUUGGGGCCUCUGUCACCACCAUGGAGGAAGUCUUCCUACGGGUCGGUAAGCUGGUCGACACCAGCAUGGACAUCCAGGCCAUCCAGCUGCCUGCCCUGCAGUACCAGCACGAGAGGCGGGCGAGCGACUGGGCAGUAGACAGCAACCUGUGCGGCACGAUGGACCCAACCGAUGGCAUCGGCGCCCUGAUCGAGGAUGAGUGCACUGCCGUCAAGCUCAACACCGGGCUCACCCUCCGCUGCCAGCAGUUCUGGGCCAUGUUCCUGAAGAAGGCUGCGUACAGCUGGCGGGAGUGGAAGAUGGUGGUGGCGCAGGUCCUGGUCCCCGUCACAUGCAUCACCCUGGCCCUCCUGGCCAUCAACUACUCUGCUGAAAUCUUCGAUGACCCCAUCCUGAAGCUGACCUUGGGCGAGUACGGCAGAACCGUCGUGCCCUUCUCGGUUCCUGGGACUUCUUGGCUGGCCCAGCAGCUGUCGGAGCGUUUGAAGGACAUGCUGCAGGCACAGGGCCAGGAGCCUCGAGAGGUGUUGGGUGACCUGGAAGAAUUCCUGAUUUUCAGGGCCUCGGUGGAGGGGGGCGGCUUUAAUGAGCGGUGCCUGGUGGCAGCGUCCUUCAGAGACGUCGGUGAGCGGACGGUUGUCACCACCCUGUUCAACAACCAGGCCUACCACUCCCCGGCCACCGCGCUGGCCGUCGUCGAUAACCUCCUGUUCAAGAUGCUGUGCGGCCCUCGGGCCUCGCUCAUCGUCUCCAACUACCCUCAGCCCCGGAGCGCGCUGCAGGCUGCCAAGGAUCAGUUCAGCGAGGGCCGGAAGGGAUUUGACAUCGCCCUCAACUUGCUCUUCGCCAUGGCAUUUCUGGCCAGCACAUUCUCCAUCCUGGCAGUCAGCGAGAGGGCCGUCCAAGCCAAGCACGUCCAGUUUGUGAGCGGUGUCCACGUGGCAACUUUCUGGCUCUCAGCUCUGCUGUGGGACCUCAUCUCCUUCCUCAUCCCCGCUCUGCUGCUGCUGGUGGUGUUCAAAGCCUUCGACGUACACGCCUUCACGCGGGAUGGCCACGUGGCUGAUGCCCUGCUGCUGCUUAUGCUCUACGGCUGGGCCAUCAUCCCCUUCAUGUACCUGACGAGCUUCUUGUUCUCGGGGGCAGCGACUGCCUACACGAGGUUGACCAUAUUCAACAUCCUGUCAGGCGUGGCCACCUUCCUCAUGGUCACCAUCAUGCGCAUCCCAGCGGUAAAGUUAGAAGAACUUUCUAGAACCCUGGACCAUGUGUUCCUGGUGCUGCCCAACCACUGUCUGGGGAUGGCGGUCAACAGCUUCUACGAGAACUAUGAGACCAGGAGGUAUUGCACCUCCUCUGAGGUGGCCGCCCACUACUGCAGGAAAUACAACAUCCAGUACCAGGAGAACUUCUAUGCGUGGAGUGCCCCAGGAGUUGGCAGGUUCGUGACCUCCAUGGCUGCCUCAGGGUUUGCGUACCUCACCCUGCUUUUCCUCAUUGAGACCGACUUGCUGUGGAGGCUGAAGACCUGCAUCUGUGCCUUCCGGAGGAGGCGGGCGCUGACGGAAGUGUACACACGGCCAUCAGCGCUGCCCGAGGACCAGGACGUGUUGGAUGAGAGGAACCGAAUCCUGACCCCCAGCCUGGACUCCCCAUUGGACACGCCUCUGGUCAUCAAGGAGCUCUGCAAGGUGUAUGAGCAGCGGGCGCCUCUCCUCGCCGUGGACAAGGUCUCCCUUGCAGUCCAGAAAGGGGAGUGCUUCGGCCUCUUGGGUUUCAAUGGAGCUGGGAAAAGCACCACUUUCAAAAUGCUGACUGGGGAGGAGACCAUCACGUCUGGGGAUGCAUUUGUCGGGGGCUACAGCAUCAGCUCAGACAUCGGGAAGGUGCGGCAGCGGAUCGGCUACUGCCCCCAGUUUGAUGCCCUGCUGGACCACAUGACAGGCCGGGAGACAUUGGUCAUGUACGCCCGGCUCCGGGGCAUCCCUGAGCGCCACAUCGGGGCCUGCGUGGAGAACACGCUUCGGGGCCUGCUCCUGGAGCCACAUGCCAACAAGCUGGUCAGGACUUACAGUGGUGGCAACAAGCGGAAGCUGAGCACUGGCAUUGCCCUGCUUGGAGAGCCUGCGGUCAUCUUCCUGGAUGAGCCAUCCACUGGCAUGGACCCUGUCGCCCGGCGCUUGCUCUGGGACACCGUAGCGAGGGCUCGCGAAUCUGGCAAGGCCAUCGUCAUCACCUCCCAUAGCAUGGAGGAAUGCGAGGCCCUGUGCACCCGGCUGGCCAUCAUGGUGCAGGGUCAGUUCAAGUGCCUGGGCAGCCCGCAGCACCUCAAGAGCAAGUUUGGCAGCGGCUACUCCCUGCGGGCCAAGGUCCGGAGCGAUGGGCAGCAGGAGGCGCUGGAGGAGCUCAAGGCCUUCGUGGACCUGACCUUCCCAGGCAGCAUCCUGGAAGAUGAGCACCAAGGGAUGGUCCAUUACCACCUGCCCGGCGAUGACCUCAGCUGGGCAAAGGUCUUUGGUAUCCUGGAGAAGGCCAAAGAGAAGUACGGAGUGGACGACUACUCUGUGAGCCAGAUCUCGUUGGAGCAAGUCUUCCUGAGCUUCGCCCACCUGCAGCCCCCUGGCGAGGAUGAGGGGCCAUGAGCAGCCUGGAAGGGGCGGGGCGAGCGGGCACAGGUGGGCAUCCUCUCCCUCCGAGUACAUCUUAUCCUGCACCUUUAUUUCUGAUCACUGUUUUCUCUGAUGGCUCUGAGAAUCAAGGCACAAUAUGGACGGGGUGCAUCGGUGCCCUCACGCCGGGAAUCAUCAGGUGAACACCCAUGUCUAAGGUGGUCGCCGAACCCCGAUCUCCAAAACUCAAGAUCCCAACCAAAAGCGGGGCCGGCAGUCUGUGUGGGCAAGCUGCAGGGUCUUUGGGGGAGAGCUGUCCAGGAAGGGGCCACAGCUGACCAGGGGAGAGCACCCAGUGACAUGUCUACGUUCACACGUGGCACAGAGCUUCUCUGGGUGUGAAACGGGAAACCAGCAGGAUAGUUAGUAGCUGGGCUUGCUGGGCUGCCCAGGAAUGGACAGAAAAGUCGCCGGUCGCCAUCCAUGGGGGCUAUGCCAGCUGUGAUUAGGCACUGAGGUCGUGGCUUCCAGUGCAGCCAAGGGCAUCCUGGGAGCUCCUGCUCCUCAGCGUGUGAACACUAUGCGAGGCAGAGCUGACCUUUCACCCAGCACCGUCCCACCAGCGUCAUCCAGCGUCAGGCGGCGCAGCGAGGGAAGGCAGUCAGUCCUCCAUGCCAGGCCCCGGUCUCCGGAGAAGCCAUCAGCUGGGAGGCCACCUAUGGAGGAUGCUCCUAACCCAUGGUGAAUCUGUCCGGAAAAUAAAAGCUGGAAGGGAACAUGA
Messenger RNA from Rhinolophus ferrumequinum (greater horseshoe bat), 6324 nucleotides. It is a transcript of the gene ABCA3, whose product is annotated as ATP binding cassette subfamily A member 3. Gene Ontology annotation, biological process: transmembrane transport; lipid transport. Bases 462 to 5576 code for a protein of 1704 amino acids. Lineage: Eukaryota; Metazoa; Chordata; Mammalia; Chiroptera; Rhinolophidae. The record is from RefSeq and is a predicted model, not a curated record. The transcript has 33 exons. Gene Ontology annotation, molecular function: ATP binding; ABC-type transporter activity; ATP hydrolysis activity. Gene Ontology annotation, cellular component: membrane; intracellular membrane-bounded organelle.